CGUAACUGUCAUGUCUUUCUUGAAAAGCUUCGGUGACAAUGCUAAGAAAUUCUCAAAUCAAGGUCUAAACCUCGCUAAGACAGGCGCCAACUCAGCCACAACAUUCGCCGGAGAUAUUGCUAAGCGUCCAGAGCUAGACUUUAGUUUACCACGCGAGUGUGAUAAAAGUGCGGACAUUUUAAAAUCAUUUUUGGCCAACCCUGAUGAUCCGUCGUCUGCGCUGAAUAGCAUACCAAAAGCAGUACUCCAAAGAGCCAAAGGUUUGGCUGUAUUUAGGAUAGUCAAAGCGGGAUUUAUCGUUACAGGUAGAGCGGGAUCUGGUGUCGUCAUCGCACGCCUUGACGACGGAACCUGGUCUGCACCUUCUUGUAUCGCUACAGGUGGUAUAGGAUGGGGAUUGGCAGUUGGAGCAGAUAUCACCGAUUUCGUAGUCGUGCUCAACUCCAAAGAAGCGGUAGAAUCUUUCGCAUAUGCUGGAAAUCUCACGAUCGGUGGUAACAUCUCCGCGUCCGCAGGUCCAAUAGGUACUGGCGGUGGUGUACAAGCCGCCCUGAGUGACCCUUCUCCAUUAUUCUCUUACUCAAUGUCAAGGGGUCUCUUCGCUGGCGUCAGUUUAGAAGGCACAGCAAUCAUGGAGAGAAAGGACACAAAUAGUCAAUUCUAUGGUACAUCAAUUCCAGCAAAAGAUAUCCUCCUCGGUAGGAUUCCUCCACCACAAAUCGCUGAAAAGUUAUACACAACCAUCGAAGCUGCUGAACAAGUUGACGAAAGUGGCUUGCCAUCAGAAGCUUAUGUUCCACCACCACCGGAGGCUGCUGCAGGUGGUAAAUCGAAAGGUCAGAUGCUUUUCGACGCUAGUCAAUAAAGUUGACUGUUUGGAUAUCAAAUUUUUUACAUCCUUAGAUCCCUUUUCUUUGUAUUACUUUUUGUCCAUUUCUGCAAGCUUGUCUUGUAUUUGUUGUAUACGACUAUCUGUUGAUUUCUUCACUGUCGAGGACUUUUGUAGUGACAGGAUGGUGUAUUCUGGGGAUGGUAUUUUGCGACGUUUGAUGGGUGUGUUGUCAGUGUUUUUGGUAUACUCUACGAUAAGUUUACCAUCAAAUGCGCGCUUAUGGGAUAGUUCUUUCGCUGUUGUUGCGUCUAGCAGGCUCUCGUACUCUAUAAAUGC
Molecule: messenger RNA, 1168 nt
Organism: Wallemia mellicola CBS 633.66
Lineage: Eukaryota; Fungi; Basidiomycota; Wallemiomycetes; Wallemiales; Wallemiaceae
Product: DUF500-domain-containing protein
Exons: 2
Coding region: 11-865 (284 amino acids)
Biological process (GO): actin filament bundle assembly; actin cortical patch localization
Cellular component (GO): actin cortical patch
Molecular function (GO): phosphatidylinositol binding; actin filament binding
Source: RefSeq, a predicted model, not a curated record